Messenger RNA from Gekko japonicus, 1158 nucleotides. It is a transcript of the gene MIPOL1, whose product is annotated as mirror-image polydactyly 1. Bases 1 to 1158 code for a protein of 385 amino acids. The record is from RefSeq and is a predicted model, not a curated record. The transcript is spliced from 10 exons. Lineage: Eukaryota; Metazoa; Chordata; Lepidosauria; Squamata; Gekkonidae.
AUGACUGCAAGCUUAAGUAGCAUGCAAACUACUGACCAAACUUUGCACCUAAGUAACAUUACUACCUCUUCAGGGUCAAGAUCUGUUGAAAAGCAAAGAGGAGAAGUUGCAUCUGAAUUUGUGAAUCCUUUUCAUGUCACAGAAGACCUAAAUAAGGAACAGCAGGUUGCCUUCCUCUUAAAGGAGUUGGACAUUCUAAAAGCAAAUAAUAAAAAGCUUCAAGAGAAGCUGUCUGAAAAGGAUAAGGAGCUGAAGACAAUAAAGCUGGACUUAGAACUCCGUGACAGAGCUACAGAAGCUAAGAUUGCAGAGAGAGCUGCAGCUCUAGUAGAAGAAAUUCAUUCUGCUCAAUGGGAACGUGAUGAGGCAAUAAUGGCAAGAUUGAAGUUGGCUAAUGAAGAAAGAGAUGAAGCAUGUAAACAAAUGCAACUACUGGAGCAAUCUUUUGAGAUGCUAGAAAAUAUUAACCCUGAAGAAAAUGACAUGACAUUACAGGAAUUACUGAACAGAAUAAACAAUGCAGACUCUGGGAUGGCUAUACGAAGGACUGGAGCUGUAAUUGUCGAUCGAAUAUACAGGACUCAGGAACGCAAAAAGAAAAUAACGGCUGAAGAAAUGAAUGCAGUCAUAGAAGAACGAGAUGCUGCUUUGGCUCAAUGCAAACGGCUGGAGCAGGAGCUUCAUCAUAUGAAAGAGCAGAACCAGACUUCUGCAAACAACAUGAGACAUCUGACUGCUGAAAACAAUCAAGAACGUGCUCUGAAGGAAAAAUUGCUGGCUAUGCAACAAGAAAGAGAGGCUGCUGUUCAUCAAUACCAAAAGCUAGAAGAAGAGCUCCAGACUCUUCGUGUUUAUUACAGCCUUCACCAGUCUUUGUCUCAAGAAGUGAAUCUGAAGGAUCAGUUCAACUCUGCUCUGAUGACAUAUGAAAAAGCUCUGAAAAACAGAGAGGAGAUUGUCUCCAUGCUUCUUCUUCAAAAUGAGGAACUGGCAACCCAGCUUCAACAAACGGCAGAGGAGAAAGCAAACAUGGAAUUAAAGUUUCAGCAUGCUUCAGAGGCAUCACAGGAGGCCAGCAAAAAAAUUCAAAAGUUGCAAAGGCUGGUGGAUGUCCUGAGGAAGAAGAUUGGCGCAGGGACCAUUAGGACGGUGAUCUGA